This is a messenger RNA of Globicephala melas (long-finned pilot whale), 3136 nucleotides long. RefSeq names its product interleukin 1 receptor associated kinase 2 (gene IRAK2). Gene Ontology annotation, cellular component: cytoplasm; plasma membrane; nucleus. Gene Ontology annotation, biological process: protein phosphorylation; cellular response to lipopolysaccharide; Toll signaling pathway. The record is from RefSeq and is a predicted model, not a curated record. Lineage: Eukaryota; Metazoa; Chordata; Mammalia; Artiodactyla; Delphinidae. Gene Ontology annotation, molecular function: ATP binding; protein kinase activity; protein binding.
UGGACCCACCAGCCAGCCGGUAGAGAAGCGGAGUCCUGCCGCGUAGGACUCAGUUGUCUGCGUUGCCGGCCCGCCGGCCCUCGGAGCCCGGCCAUGUCCUGCUACAUCUACCAGCUGCCCGCCUGGGUGCUGGACGACCUGUGCCGCAACAUGGACGCGCUGAGCGAGUGGGACUGGAUGCAGUUCGCCUCCUAUGUGAUCACAGACCUGACCCAGCUGCGGAAGAUCAAGUCUAUGGAGCGGGCGCAGGGCGUGAGCAUCACGCGCGAGCUGCUGUGGUGGUGGAGCAUGCGGCAGGCCACCGUCCAGCAGCUGCUGGACCUCCUGUGCCAUCUAGAGCUCUACCGCGCCGCCCAGAUCAUCCUCAACUGGAAAUCAGUUCCUGAAAUCAAGUCUUCCAUCCCAGACUUCUUGGAUACGGUGAAGCCAGGAAAGCCUUUGGCAGCUUCUGUAAGAAACGCUGAUGAUGAACAAGAAACGGAGCAGCCCAUGAGGCCAGCCACCUUUCCAGGCCCGGGGCCUGCUCCAGCCAGAGCUAGCCCCUGGGGCCCUGCUGAAGAUGCCUCUCCUUCCGUAAACACCGACCUACCAGCCUCAUCCGAUUCAAAGGAUUUCAGCACCUCCAUUCCUAAGCAGGAGACACUUUUGAGCCUGGCUGAUGACAGCCUUUUCUGGAGCGAGGUGGACGUGGUCCAGGCAACUGAUAACUUCAACCCAAACCACAAAAUCAGUGAGGGGACCUUUGCUGACAUCUACAGAGGGCAAAGGCUCGGCACUCCAUUCAUCUUCAAGAAGCUCAGAGAGGUGCCCUGUUCAGGUCCAGGAUCAAUUGAAAAAUUCUUCCAGGUAGAGGUACAAAUUUGUCGUAGAUGCUGCCACCCCAAUGUCUUACCUCUGCUGGGCCUCUGCACUGGAGAACAGUUUUACAGCUUGAUCUACCCGUACAUGGCAAAUGGUUCUUUACAGGACAGACUCCAGGGUCAGGGUGGCUCGGACCCGCUCCCCUGGCCCCAGCGUGUCGUCAUCUGCUCAGGGCUGCUUCAUGCCGUGGAGCAUCUGCAUGGCCUGGAGAUCAUCCAUGGCAACGUCAAGAGCUCCAAUGUCUUGCUGGACCAAAACUUCACCCCCAAGCUGGCUCAUUCGAUGGCUCACUGGUGUCCUGUCAACAAAAAGUCAAAAUACACCACGGUGAAGACCCGCCUUUUCCAGGCCUCCACUGCAUACCUUCCAGAAGAUUUCAUCAGGGUGGGGCAGCUGACAAAGCGAGUGGACAUAUUCGGCUGUGGAAUAGUGUUAGCUGAGGUCCUCACUGGCAUCCCCGCGAUGGACGACAACCGGAGCCCGGUUUACUUGAAGGAUUUACUCCUCAGUGAAAUUCCCAGCAGCACCACACGGCUCUGCUCCAGUAAGACAGAUGUGGAGAAAGUGAUGGCCAAGGAGAUCUGCCAGAAUUACCUGGAGAAGAGAGCAGGGAGGCUGCCAGAGGCCUGCGCCGAGGCCUUGGCCAUGGCCGCCUGCCUCUGCCUGCGGAGGCGCAACGCCAGCCUGGCGGAGGUGUGUGGCUCUGUGGCUGCUGUGGAAGAGCAGCUGAGAGGUCAGGAGACGUCGCUCCCUUGGAGUGGUCUUUCCGAGUGCACAGGCUCUUCCUCCAAUACCCCAGAAGAAACGGACGACGUGGACAAUUCCAGCUUCGAAGCCUCCUGCUGCAUGAGGGAGGCACCCUGGGCCGGGGCUGCCUACUCGCCUCCCCGCCCAGCGGAUGGAGAAAGCGAGCUGCCGGCUGGUGGGGCAGUGGAAGCUGACUCCUCCUCUGAGGCCUGCGCCAGUGCAGAACCUCCCCAGGAUGGUGAGUGGAAGAAGAGAGAGAGCGUGUAAGCUUCAUUCUAACAUUGCCCCCCACCCCCAGGGGAGAAGCAUGGAAGCCCCUCCUCUCUGAAAGGUGGGGGCAGGUGACAGGCCUUCCCUGAAAAGGCAGAAGCAAUGACAAUGCUCAUUCCACUCAGGGCCUGAUUCAGAAGUCCGAUUUAAGUGAAAAACUCUGACCAAGUCUGACUUUCUAAGAAUUAUAACAACUGUUUCCAAAUACCUUUUGUUCAAGUUCUUUACUUUCCAUUGAAUGUCAGCUACAGAGACUUCGUGGAAAAUUGAGAUCAAUGAGGCCAAAAAGAAACUGAUGGAGAAUAUCCGGCUCUACAAAGAAGAGAAACUGGAUAGCAUUGAGCUUUUUGGCCCUUGAUGACUCGAACAUAGCUGAGGACCCUCGUCCUCCAUCGGAAAAAUGAACGUCAAUCGAGAAAAAGGUCUAAGGAAGAAUCAAGAUCUCCCAGGAAACACCAAACAUCAGCUUCCCUUGGGUGGCGGCAGAGACACUUCCAUUUUACCAGAGUGAGUUAGGGGAGACGGGACCUCAGCUUUCAGAGACACAGAAAUCCAUGAAGUCCUCUUCCUUUCUGAGAUUCGUCAAUCAGAGCUCUGGGUUAUCAGGAGACUGAAGGGGAAACCCUGAUACACGAGCCCAGGAUGUGGGCGAUUUUGUGGUUCCGUGGAGCAUGUGACAAUAACCACCCCUAUAGAUGCCAUUGCCUGGCUCUCACCCUUGACAAACCGAUUGAGCAUUCUGAGCGCUGAUGGAACUUUCCAAAGCUAAGAUCUCUGGGUAAUAUUUGCUACCAACCGCCUGCAAACUUCCAUGACCUUUACAUGAAAGACUUUCAACUUGUGUCCCAUUUCGGUUCUUCACUCCCUCGUCAAGGUCUCAAGUUUUACAAAUGCCAGACACCUGGCAGAAGGCUCUGGAGGUUUUCUGCUUUCUCUUUCAGAAAUAUUGCAGCCCACAGAUAUUUAUUUAAUGCCCACUCUGCACCUUUAUCCUCCCAUUCCACUAAUGCUAAUAUUUUAAAUAGAGUUUUUAUUUAGAGAGUAUGUAUUAUUUAUGGCUGUAGAUAAAGAACCAGGAGAACUAGGUUCAUGUUUGAUUCUGCUGCUAAUUUACUUUCUGGAACCUCAGUUUCCUUGUAAGUAACAUGCAUUCAUCCUCCCUCCCUGGGCUGUUGGGGAGGAACGGGUGAGACAUGGCUGCAGAAAUACUUUGAAAAUGCACUUGUCCUGUUUUGUUAAAUAAAUUUUUAAAAAGACA